Nanorana parkeri is the source of this 2369-nucleotide messenger RNA. RefSeq names its product reticulon 1 (gene RTN1). The coding region runs from base 96 to 2150 and encodes 684 amino acids. Gene Ontology annotation, biological process: neuron differentiation; brain development; endoplasmic reticulum tubular network formation. Gene Ontology annotation, cellular component: postsynaptic density; neuron projection. The transcript is spliced from 9 exons. NCBI's taxonomy places the organism in Eukaryota, Metazoa, Chordata, Amphibia, Anura, Dicroglossidae. The record is from RefSeq and is a predicted model, not a curated record.
CACAGGAGGAGAGAGAAUCAGCAGGAGGCGCCUGGAGCUCUCUGGACCAGAGAGGGACCAUCAAGGCUCAGCUGGCAGGGCAUCCAGCGGUUGCCAUGGAGACAACAUCCACAGAUUAUGUAACCUCCAAGAAGUUUUCAUUGGACGACGAGGAAUCGUUUUACACAUCCCUGAAAUCGGAUGAACGUUAUGUGUCCCAUCCAGACUCCUACUUUACUGGGAUUUUGAAGAAGGGAGAUGGCGGUAAAAGUUUAGAUGCAGAGCAACUUGGAUCUGGCUCCCGUUCUCCUCAAGAUACACCCAUGUUUGAGGGUCGUGGCUUGCUCAGUUCAGAUUCGGGAAUUGAGAUGACACCUGCAGAAAGCAAGGAUGUGAUCAAAACCAUAUCAGGCCCUUCGGAGGGUGACAAAUUAGAAGCUUGCAAGUACAUCGAUAUCAGCAGGUCUCCAGAUAUAAAACCUCAGCGUUCUCCUGAAGAGGUCUACGACAGAAAGUCAAGCCCAAUAGGUUAUGACUAUGCUGCUAAGGCCAAAGAGGGUGAAAGUUUUUCAUAUUUACCAUAUAUGGAGGAACCAGAUGAUAACGUUGGCUUAUAUAGCCACACAGCAAUUGUAAAUACUAAGACCUCCCCUGUGAGAAUUACACUUACUGGGACAGAAUCAUCAAUAGAAUGUGACUUUUUUGAAAACAGUAUUCAGGGUGUAUCAGAACUAGGCCUAAAACCAGGUGGGGACUCCGUUCCAACAGUAACAGUAUCAGAACCAGAAGAUGACAGCCCUGAGUCCUUGACACCCCCUUCUUAUCAUGGAGAUGGAUAUACAAAACCAUCUGGCUCUGAGAAACCGAGUAAAUUCCACAUAUCUGAAGAUGAACUUAUCAGUGCCAUGAAAGCAAAAGAUGCAACAAAAGGCUUUUCUUAUGAAAUGACUGAAGAACAGAAAGCUCCUAGUCUUUACUCUGAAAAAAAGGAUCAUAAGAGCAUGCCAGGGCUACCAGCUGUCCCCACUUCAGCAGAUAAUGAGGCUUCGAGCGUGGAAUCUGGUGACUCUGAAAUAGAGCUUGUUUCUGAAGAUCAGCUGGCAGGAGAAGAGGGCAUGCAAUCUGCUUACAUGACGUUCAGUCACAUUGGUGGCCCACCACCAUCACCUGCCUCCCCAUCCAUACAAUACAGUAUACUGAGGGAGGAACGUGAAGCUGAACUGGACAGUGAGCUCAUUAUUGAGUCAUGUGAUGGAUCCUCUGCUUCUGAAGAAAGCCCAAAGAGAGACCAAGACUCCCCUUUGACAAGACCAAUGAUGGACAUUAUUGAAGAAGAAAAUGGUUCAAGAACGGAAAGUUUUGAUGCCUCAGACUUCGACUCUUGUAGCUCUACAGAGAGGAAGCUCAACAUGGAGAAUCUGGCAGAGUCAGCUGCUUAUAUAAAGGGCUCUUAUACUGCCGAAGGACGCACAGAUCUGCUUAUGAUAAAGAAAGAUGAAACCUUACACCAGGGAAAAGGUACUGAAGCAACAAUGUGCCCAAGUAGAGCUUCCGGGAGGCUGCUCACAGAGACCGGAUCCUCAGCGACAUUGCUAAGCAGAGAGAAAGCUAUUGACUUGUUAUACUGGCGGGAUGUGAAGCAGUCAGGAAUUGUAUUUGGAAGUGUCCUUCUGAUGCUCUUCUCCCUGACCCAGUUCAGUGUGGUCAGUGUCAUCGCCUACCUAGCACUUGCUGCCCUCUCAGCCACAAUCAGCUUCAGAAUCUAUAAAUCAGUUUUACAGGCUGUACAGAAAACCGAUGAAGGUCAUCCAUUUAAAAACUACUUGGAUGUGGAGAUCUCCCUUUCUCAAGAACAGAUUCAGAAAUACACAGACUGCCUACAGGUGUACUUAAACAGCAUAGUCCGAGAGCUCAGGAGACUCUUCCUGGUACAAGACCUGGUUGAUUCAUUAAAGUUUGCAGUACUAAUGUGGCUGCUGACAUACGUCGGAGCUCUGUUUAACGGACUUACACUCCUCAUCAUGGCUGUGGUGUCAAUGUUUUCUCUGCCAGCCAUUUAUGACAAGUACCAGGCACAGAUUGACCAGUAUUUGGGACUUGUGAGGACAAACAUGAAUAUGAUUGUGGCAAAGGUCCAGGCUAAAAUCCCAGGUGCCAAACAGAAGGAGUAAAUAAAAUUGUCAAGUCAAGUCAACUCUUGGUAAAUUGUGUGGAGUCCAACGUGGAAACAGCUGUGUUACUACACUUCUCUUAUCAACACACCGUGUUCCUUGAAACAUCCAAAAAAAAAAAAAACUUCAAGAAGCAGCUCUUCCAAAGCUACUUCUCUGCUCUUAGAAUACUUGCAAUCAGCCGUGUCAAGCACUCCAGUAUAGUGAAGAGAUACAAAA